AUUUGGGGUAGGAAGCGCGUUACUUGACGCGUUUACUUUAUUCUCUUCUUCUUCUUCUUCUUCUUCUUCUUCUUCUUCUUCUUCACCCUCCAUAAUUCUUCUCCAUAAUUCUUCUCAAACGGACAAAGACAAGCUUGAAACAAUGUCAGGAUACCCACAUGGAUCUUCACAACCACCACCAGGAAUUUACGGCUACGGUGGACCACCACCUCAACCACAACCAUAUGGCUAUGGUGCAUCACAACCACCAUCUUCUCAACCUUACGGAUCAGCACCGCCUUACGGUUCUUCGCAACCACCACCACCUCAACCACAACCAUAUGGUUACGGUGGUUCACCCCCAUCAUCAGGUCAUCAUCAACCUCAACCAUAUGGAUCAGCAGGAUCAUACGGUUCUCAACCACCACCACCAACAUCAUCAGGAUCGUACGGUUCAUCAGCCUAUGCACCUUACGCACCAUGUGCUCCUCAAUCAGAUCCCCUAAAACCUCCUAAAAAUAGUUACGAUUCUGGAAGUGUUGGUGGUCCUGAUGGACACUAUCAUGGAAGUAGCGGUGGUUAUCACACAGCAGCAUCAGCACCACCACAGCAACAACAUUACGGAGCCAGCCCAUUUGCUCCUUUGGCACCUUCAGCGUUUCCACCAGGGACUGAUCCGAAUAUAGUUGCUUACUUUCAGAUGGCUGAUCAAGAUGGUAGUGGAUUGAUUGAUGAUAAAGAAUUGCAGAGAAUUCUCGCUGCUUAUCAUCAGAAUGGAUUUAGUCUGAGAACUGUUCAUCUUCUUAUGUAUCUCUUCACCAAUUCCAACACUCAUAAGAUCGGACCUAAAGAGUUCAUUGCAGUGUACCACAGUCUUCAAAGCUGGAGGGCAAUAUUUGACAGAUUUGAUGGUGAUCGAAGUGGAAAAAUUGAUACAUUAGAGUUGCGACAGGCACUUCUAAGCCUUGGGUUUGCUGUUCCUCCGGGGGUGUUGGAUCUGCUCAUCUCAAAGUUUGAUAAAACUGGUGGCAAAAGCAGGGCAAUUGAAUAUGAUAAUUUCAUUGAGUGCUGUUUGACUGUCAAGGGACUCACGGAUAAAUUUAAGGAGAAGGAUAAAUCGUAUACUGGGUCAGCAACUUUUACUUACGAGGCUUUUAUGUUAACUGUUCUGCCUUUCCUUAUUGCAUAGUCUCUAACUGGAAAAGGAUUUGCUUGGGAGUUGGGUCUGGUAGAUAUUUCCUUUUCAGCAGUACUUUAAUUUGGCACAUGUGGUUAUAGUUUGAAGUCAAGGCUCAAGAGUGCCGCCUUGUUAUUUUGUUGGGUAAAUUUGGGUUUAUAACUGAAGUUGACGUGGAUAGUUCAAUAGAGUAUUGUUACUGUAUAAAUAUCACUAUCAUUAAAUAGUUCUGUUCUUCUGUGUUUACCAUGGAUUAUUCACGGAGUCCUUGGAAACAUGACAUGAUGAAUGUAAGAAACUUGAAUCACUGCUUUGUUUUGCAAAAUCUUCUUCGGAAACAGAGUAUGAAUGGCGUGGUUGUUUCACCAACCAUUUACAA
Papaver somniferum (opium poppy) is the source of this 1535-nucleotide messenger RNA. Its product is annotated as probable calcium-binding protein CML49. The record is from RefSeq and is a predicted model, not a curated record. The coding region runs from base 143 to 1168 and encodes 341 amino acids. The transcript is spliced from 5 exons. Gene Ontology annotation, molecular function: calcium ion binding. Lineage: Eukaryota; Viridiplantae; Streptophyta; Magnoliopsida; Ranunculales; Papaveraceae.